UCUCUCGCAUUAACAACAACAACGAUGGCGUCUGUUGCUAGCUGUUUUGGAUUCACAUCCGUGUUCCUGUUUCUUGUGUUAAUCGUGGUUUCUGUUCCUCAAACUGCAGCUGUGAGUGAAAAAUCAUUAGACCCAGAGUCGCAAAUUUUAGAUGACCAGCUUUCAAAUGUUGCUUCAAAAAGCAGAGAAGAACUUGUAUCUACACGACCACCUGUAUCUGAUCAGGAUCAUGUAUCAAACAGCACAGAAAACCUGCGAGGAAAAGAGACUGAGCACAGAUCAUCUCUUCCAAGAUACCUGCAAACGUUAUUGCUCUAUCAUCUAAAAAGAAGUACACAUUCACCAGUCUGCAUUCUUUUUACACAGAAAGAUUCAAAUUUUGAGCUUGAGGAAAAGGUUUCGAAGCUAUGGAGCAAGCUGUCGGCCUAUCUCUUGUUCCAGAGCUGGAAAGUUGGAGUGUAUGAUGUGGCCAACGGGCCCUUGAGGGGUCUCACUGUACCACACAGUUUGCCUUCAUUGAGGUGUUAUGUCGGAACAGCAGAGCCCGAAGAGUACACUAGUAGACCAAGCCUUCAAAGGCUUCUCCAAUGGUUCAAAAUGAUGGCUCACAAGUAUCGUAAUCGUAUAGUGGAGGCUAAUCUGGAUUCCCUGAGGAAGGCUGUCUCUGAUGAGAGUAAGCUGACUGUCCUCGCUUUUCCUGGAGAAGAGAAACACUUUGAGAUUGAAUGGAUGCUGUUAGAGUUCAAGUCAUCUCACCCAAACGAUCUACAGCUCUUUGUAGUUCACCCUGGCUCAGUGAAUGAGAGCUCACUUCAAAACAAGUUCAACGUCAAAGUAGAACCAACUAUACUGGCUUUCAAGAAAGGAGACCAGCGUCUCCGAGUCCUGCAGAGGUUUGAGGAACCCCUUGUUACCAGACAGUUUGUGGAACCCUUCAUCAUGUCUCAGACAUCAUCUGCUAUCUCUCUCACAGUGAAUAACUUUCAGCAAGAGGUUUUCAGUGGAAAUGCCAUGCCCAUUCUGGUAUGUUUCUACACCCACUGGGCUGAGCGUGUGGUUCCUUACCUCCACGCCUUUGUGGAGUCCGUCAAGGUCUUCAGGGACCAUGGGGCCAAACUGAGAUUUGGCAUUGUGGAUGUCGAGGCACAGCAAGAUAUUGUUCCACGUUGGCUGCAUGCAGCAGGUAUAGAAGGAAUGCCUUUCAGUAUUCUCUUCUGGAGGAAGCCUGGUCUUGACAAAGGUAAAAUGUUGCAUCAGCUUGCUCUACCAGAGGGAGCCAACACUCCCGUGACUUUUGGAAGCUUCCUGCAGGAGAAGAAUGUAACAUUAGAAAGCAUUGAUGGGGGACCAUUCCAUUAUCCAACAUGGGUAGAAUCAUCAUAUGAUAUGGAGGUAUCAAUGGGAGAGUCCAGGCUGAUAGCUCCAACAUGCAUCAGGGCACUCAACACUUCACUGGAGGGGUUGGAAGAUAUGUGGGGUGAGGGACCUCAUUCUAUAAAAAUGAUGGUUGAUGAAACAGAACCUGAUACAAUGGAAGACCUAAGAGAUGUAAAUAUUACAAUGGAAGUAGACGAUACAUCCAGUCAGAAGGACAACCAGUUGAGCCAUAUUGGGGGCAUAGAGCGACUGACGGACGCAACCUGGUCAACCACCAUUGAGAAGUCACAUGCAGGAAUGAAACCUGAGGAUCUGCAGGCUCUCAUGAAUAUUCAUAAGACAUCCAGAAAGAAAGACAUACCUCAGACAAACCUUGUCUUCUUCAUCCAAGAUGGCUGCGGGAGCUGUAGAAGACAACAGCCCAUGUUUGAGAGGGUGGCCAAAGCUGUCAAGUUCGUAGAUGGUGGGUCUGCCUACAUACUGAACUGUACCUCUGACCCCGUGACCUGUGACCUGCUUCACGUCAGGGGAUUCCCCACUUUGAUUGCAUUCCGAACCUUCGGGCAGUACAGCAGCGAGAGGUGUCUGUCCCCUGAUCAUCACCAGCAUACGCUGCGCAUGGACUACCAUGGGGUGUUGGAGGAGAAGGAGUUGAUGGAAUGGUUUUCUGAUAUUGCUCUUCCAAGAGUUCAGAUCAAGACACUUCAACAAGUCAAACAAGAACAGAAGCACACCAAUGUUAUCCUUCUCGCCACCAUCUACCCCCUCUCUCUGGCUGGUCAGUACCUGAGGUCAGUGGGCGGGGCCGACAGCUGGUACCCCCUGGAGUGCUUCCUGGUCGCCUGCGAAAGGCUUUAUGGGAAGGCCAAGUGCUACGCGGCGUAUGGAGAGAAUAUCAGAUCGAGCGAUAGAGAGAGGACGAGCAAGGAGGAGAGAUUGAUUGUGGGAAAGGUUGAGAUGCUUCGUCAAGAUGGGGUGGUGUCAAAGGUCAUCACCAGUGGGCGGAGUCUGAUAGCCGCUCUUCAAGCGGAGGCCGAUUCCCAGAUCCAUAGAUUCCAUACUCCUCACAGGUACAACCUCAAGUCUGGUCAGCGGUGUGAGGAUGACCAUGCUGGCUGUACUGACCUCAUCACAGACUUUGUAGAGGACCAUAGUCGAUUACCGGUCACUCAUCUCACUAUGACCUCAUUCCAUGCCUACUCCAGUGUUGGAUUUGAUUCCAAGCAUAAGGGAUCGGUCUUUAGGAGAGGAUUACCGGUCCUUAUUGCAUUUGCUACCAAAGAUCAAAUGGAGGAAGGGGCUGUAUUCCAACAGGCCCUACUGUCAGCAGCCUACGAUCAGUACCAGGACCUAGUCUUUACCUGGGUGGAUGUGGAUGAGUUUCCUAGAUGGGUUGCUAGCUUUGUUCCUGUCUACUAUCAGAGGCUUAUCAUAGAACAUGUGGAGGAAAUCACUGAUGAAAUCCUGCCGUCCCUCUUCGUCUACCCUCGUCUCUGCUUGGUCAGACCGGAUGACCAUCGACAUGCAGCGUUCUUCCCUUCAGCUAGGGGUUUCUCACUAACAUCAAAGCUUGUGGGUAGGAAUGUUGAUAAAGAUGACAUUCUGUGGUUUGCAAAAAACUUCUUGGAGCAUCCGGAAGAAAUGCUAAUGGAAACAGAACGUUUCUGAGAGAUGAAUGUCAAAAAAACAAAUUAUUUUGUUAAACAUAUCUAUCUGAAAUAUGUAGAAUGACAAGAAACAAAAAUUUGCACUUAAAGUUGACAAUCUAAAAAUUUAUUAUUAUUAUUAUUAUUAUUACAAUUAAUAUUAAGUAUUUGGCGUCACCUGUGCCUGGGAGGCGAAAAGCGAACUGAAUUACUGUCGAACUUGAGAUCUUUGGUUCGAUAGGCAGACGCUUUACCGACUGAUCCAACUCGCCUCAAUUUUCAAUACUGUUUCAAGUUCAUUUGACAGACAGAAAUGUAUGGUGGCUUCAUGCAGCAUGGAGCAAACUGAAAACAAUUCUCUUAGGGUCUGUUACGACCUUGAUUCAGUGGGAUGUGUGUGUCUAUCAGUAUUGGUGCCUUUCUUUUUUUUUUAUAGU
Messenger RNA from Strongylocentrotus purpuratus (purple sea urchin), 3460 nucleotides. RefSeq lists its product as uncharacterized. The transcript has 20 exons. Gene Ontology annotation, cellular component: endoplasmic reticulum lumen. The record is from RefSeq and is a predicted model, not a curated record. Gene Ontology annotation, molecular function: protein-disulfide reductase activity; protein disulfide isomerase activity. The coding region runs from base 25 to 3045 and encodes 1006 amino acids. Gene Ontology annotation, biological process: response to endoplasmic reticulum stress. Lineage: Eukaryota; Metazoa; Echinodermata; Echinoidea; Camarodonta; Strongylocentrotidae.